Molecule: messenger RNA, 6240 nt
Organism: Lytechinus pictus (painted urchin)
Lineage: Eukaryota; Metazoa; Echinodermata; Echinoidea; Temnopleuroida; Toxopneustidae
Product: nuclear cap-binding protein subunit 1-like
Exons: 18
Coding region: 1-2346 (781 amino acids)
Biological process (GO): nuclear-transcribed mRNA catabolic process, nonsense-mediated decay; regulation of mRNA processing; mRNA export from nucleus
Cellular component (GO): nuclear cap binding complex; nucleus
Molecular function (GO): RNA cap binding; protein binding; mRNA binding
Source: RefSeq, a predicted model, not a curated record
AUGGAUACUGGCCAUAGGUCCAAACGACGAAGGCCAGACAAUGCACAGAUUGAAGAAAGAUUGGAGUCUUUGAUCACCAGAGUUGGAGAGAAGAGUACUUCAUCGCUUGAGAGUAAUUUGGAGGGGCUAUCAGGGGUGUUAGAGGCUGAUCUACCCAACUACAAAGCAAAGAUUAUCAAAAUCUUGUGCGAAUGCGCUGUCGCACUUCCAGAGAAGAUCACUGUCUACACCACACUGGUGGGUCUUCUAAAUGCCAAAAACUUCAGCUUUGGUGACGAUUUUAUUGAAGUGCUGGGAAAGAGUAUGAAAGACUUCAUGAAGAACAACGAAUGGAGUAAAGCAAGGUUUGUUGUGCGUUUCUUUGCUGAUCUUGUCAACUGCCAUGUGAUAGAGGUGGCCUCACUCCUUUCGCUCUAUGAGAACUUUGUGGCAGUCACCGAGGAGCCAGACAUUCCUCAAGUGCGCUCUGAUUGGUUUGUCUACUCUGUCUUGAGCAGCUUGCCAUGGGUUGGAUGUUCAUUGGAUGAGAAGAAAGGAGAAGAACUCAGCAAACUAAUGAAGUCCAUUGAAGGCUAUUUAGGGAAAAGGAAAAAGGAUCAUGUUCCUUUCCUCCGGGUUUGGCAUGGCGAGAAUCCACACGAACAACAAGAUUACUUGGACAGUCUAUGGCAGCAGGUCAGUAAACUCCGCAGAGACCAGUGGCUUGAGAAGAUCAUCAUGCGCCCCUACAUGGCCUUCCACUCCAUCCUGUCGGAAUCAUCAGUGCACAAUUUGCCCCCCUUUACACCCCCUCCUGACAUCGUAGACCUGACAUACCCCAUUCCUAAGGUAGUCUUCAGGAUGUUUGAUCCAACGGAUGCUCCAGACGGACCACCCCUGCCAGGUGCACUUUCCAUCGAGCGAUACUUAGUGGAGGAUCAGAUCAGUUCACUCAUCACCACUUACUACAAAGAUAGGAAAGAAUGUGCUGCUCAGUUGUUGAACUACCAUGCCAAGAAGCAAGUACCUCUGAAUUAUGUCAUUGUGGAGGUGAUGUUUGGCCAACUCUUCAACCUCCCUCAGUCUCCACGGAUCCAUGUGUUUUACAUGUCUCUCUUCCUGGAGCUAUGCAAGCUCCAGCCUGGAUCCCUCCCACAAGUUCUUGCUCAAGCCUCUGAGAUGCUCUAUGAGAGAUUGGAGCACAUGAACCUCCAUUCUUCAGAUAGAUUUGUGAACUGGUUUGCACAUCAUCUCAGUAACUUCCAGUUCAGAUGGAGUUGGGAAGAAUGGACUGAUUGUCUGAACGUUGAUGUUGAUCUGCCAAAGCCUAAGUUUGUGAUUGAGGUGCUAGCUAAAUGUCUGAGACUGUCGUAUCAUCAGCGCAUUGUUGAGAGUGUUCCUGAGACCUUCGCCCCUCUAUUACCCAACCCACCUGACCCUAUUUAUAAGUAUGGCCAGGAAGGAGCAGACUCUCUACCGGGAUACAUCGUUGCACAGAACCUGACAGAUAUGAUCAAGAAGAAAGCUUCACCUGAGGUCAUCAUUGAGGUUCUCAAAGACACACCUAAUCCUAAAGAUGUCGAUGGCAUGGAAGAUGAGACUAGCUUCAAUGCUUUGAAGAUUGAUGUAUUCGUUCAGGUACUCCUUCAUCUUGGCUCUAAAUCCUUCAGUCAUUCCUUCAGUGCACUUGCCAAAUUUCUGCCUGUGUUGAAAGAGCUUGCAGUGACUGAGGAGAGUCAGAUCUAUAUCUUAAGGGUUAUCAAAGACAUCUGGAGGAAUCAUUCACAGAGGAUUGCGGUCCUAGUAGACAAGCUCCUGCGUACCCGUGUGAUUACUUGUCCCGCCGUGGCCAACUGGUUGUUCUCUUCCUACAUGACAUCGAGCUUCACCAGGAUGUUUGUAUGGGAGAUCCUUCAUUCUACCAUCAACACCAUGAACAAACACGUCAAAGCAUGUGAGAUAGAGCUUGAAGAGGCUAGACAGAGUGCCAAGAGACCGGAUGAUGUGGAUAUGGAGAGCGAUGAUGAGGAUAGAUAUGACAUCUCUAAGGCUGCUAGUGAGGCUAAGAUUGAUCUACUCCAAGAGAAACUAGAAGGAGCUCAGAGUGAAGAAAAGAAACUCUUCCUCAUCAUAUUUCAGCGUUUUGUGAUGGUGUUGGGAGAGCACAUGGUAUCCAGUGAGAACAAGGAAGAAGAUUUCCGCACACCAUGGUUCAUCCAUGCUAUACAGAGGUUACAACAAAUAUUUCUUGUGCAUUACCAUCAGGUCGUGAAGUACACUACCACCCUUGAGAACCUUGUUUUUACGACCGACACCGACCCAACUAUCCUGGAGGUCUUUACAGCUUUCCGCUCUCUCCACUCAUGAUGAUGUCCCCAGUGCUCGUCAUUUUAGUUCAAGAACAGCCAUGACCCUUUAUCAAGAGAGAUCCUACAAACUUGAAUGUUUUCACAAGCUGCACCACCUCCAAUCAUGAUGACAACCUCAGUGCUCUUGUUUUAAUGCAAGAACAGUCAUAACUCUUUUCAAUUUUAUCAAGAUAGAUCCCACAAACUUGAAGUCUUUGCAAGCUUCACUCUAUCCAGACAGCCAUGACCCUUUAGAUCCCACAAACUUGAAGUCUUUGCAAGCUUCACUCUAUCCAGACAGUCAUGACCCUUUAGAUCCAACAAACUUGAAGUCUUUGCAAGCUUCACUCUAUCCAGACAGUCAUGACCCUUUAGAUCCCACAAAUUUGAAGUCUUUGCAAGCUUCACUUAUCCAGACAGUCAUGACCCUUUAGAUCCCACAAACUUGAAGUCUUUGCAAGCUUCACACUCUCUAGACUGUCAUGACCCUUUAGAUCCCACAAACUUGAAGUCUUUGCAAGCUUCACUCUCUCCAGACAGUCAUGACCCUUUAGAUCCCACAAACUUGAAGUCUUUGCAAGCUUCACUCUAUCCAGGCAGUCAUGACCCUUUAGAUCCCACAAACUUGAGGUCCUUGCAAGCUUCACUCUCUCCAGACAGUCAUUACCCUUUCCAAUUUCAAUCCCACAAACUUGAAAUCUUUGCAAGCUUCACUCUCUCCAGACAGUCGUGACCCUUUAGAUCCCACAAACUUGAAGUCUUUGCAAGCUUCACUCUCUCCAGACAGUCAUGACCCUUUAGAUCCCACAAACUUGAAGUCUUUGCAAGCUUCACUCUCUCCAGACAGUCAUGACCCUUUAGAUCCCACAAACUUGAAGUCUUUGCAAGCUUUACUCUCUCCAGACAGUCAUUACCCUUUCCAAUUUCAAUCCCACAAACUUGAAAUCUUUGCAAGCUUCACUCUCUCCAGACAGUCAUGACCCUUUUUAGUUUGUUACGGGAAGAUCCCUCUAACUUGAAGCUCUCACUCUUUCUGACCAUGAUGAUCAAUCCUGCUGUUCUCGUUAAGUUCUAGAACAACCAUCACCCUUUACAAUUUCAUAUGGAGAGAUUCCACAUGUUUAUCCACUCUGGUGUUCGAAUGAAACAAGUGUCAACAGAACAUAUGAUGCCAAUGUAUCUGAGAGUAAAACUGUAUUUUAGCUUGCUCACAAUAUUAAUAUUAAAAUCAAAACCUGUCAAUGAGAUUGAAUUCGCAAAGUAAGAUUAGCAUGGCAUGUUUAUUUAUUUUCUUGUCCAAAUUCUUAUUCUUGAUGGCUCACAUAAACAGCGGUGACCAAUUAGUGCACACUUUUUUUGCCACAUGUUGGUCAGUGCGAUCUCAAUUGUCUGACUUGCACUGCAGUGGACAUGCCUUGGCAGAGCAGAUUAAGAUGCCCGUCUAAAAAACUUGGGAACCAGUUCCCGGCAUGGCACUUAUGCACUUGAGCAAGGGGGUGAUGCAUUUUAUCUACACUGUUUAUUCAUGUUAAUUUAACUUUAUCCAAUGGGUUAUGUCGAUUUGAAAGAAUAAGUACCGGUACACUUGCUGAUGUUUCGCACAGACUGAUAAAUGUCAAAUAAUACUCGCACCCUCUUAACUGAGGAUAUUGACUCUGUGAUUUACCCCACAAGCAACACACACAUGAAUUAAGCAAAAUGUGCCUUCCUGAAAUGCGCAUUUGAUAAUGGACUUCUCCGAGAGAAUAGGCUGAACCUUUGAAAUCUACUCAGCCUAUGGUUUAAGUUAACCAACCUAUGUGACUUGACAUGUUAAAAGGAAAGUCUUUGGAGGCAUUGAAAUUAAAUUGCGAUCAAUUUCAAUUAAAUCUUAAUGUAAAAUCAAUCCUAAGUUUUGUAAUUGAUUGCUGGGCUGUUCUCUCAACAGGAAGUAUGAAUUCUUUUACUAUGACUGAAAUUGAUAUUUGCAAUCAAUCGCAACACCCUCUUAGAUUAAUAUUUUGUGGAGUAUCAAUAUUAUUUUUACACACAUGUAAAGAAAUCCUAAAGAAAACAAGAUUGGUACGAUUUAAUAAAAGAGCUGAAAAUGUGCAAGUCUCGUGGGAUGAAAUUUCACAAAGCAGAUAUUUUCCAGUUUAUACCCGGAGGCCUGGGAUAAAAAUUUCAUUUAAAAAUGCAUCAAAUGUUCUCUGUUUCUGUUUGAGUGCUAAUGGCUUAAAAAUGUUCCCUGUUUCUGAAUCUUUGAGUUAGUGCUCAGUGUACUGCUUUUGAGAUUGUAAAUGUGUCAAUACCUGCUACUCUGCUUUUUAAAGUAUGGUUUGCUUAUAGGGGAAAUAUACUGUUUCCUGUCUGUAUGAACCCAGUCAAUGUUAUCAUUGUGACAUCCAUCAAUGCCAUUGUGUUUGUUAUUGCAUAUCGGGCAUCUAACCGCUCAUGUCAGUCUAGUUAUUGCAGUUGGUAUUUCCUACUUUUUAAAAUUUUUAUUUUUUUACCCUUUUUAAGUGGAUAAUGUAAAACAAUAAUAGUUUCUGUAGAAUUAUCAUUUCUAUUGUGAUGCUCAAGGAGACUAGACAUAAGCAUUCUUUUAGAAUACUUAUUUUGUAAGAUAUUUUUGUUUUUAUGUAUACAGAGCUUCCAAGUCUCCCGGAUCCUGCGGGAGAAUACUGGAUUUCGAUCGAAUCUCCCGUUCUCCCGACCCCAUGCUAAAAUCUCCCGGAUAAUCGUGAUUUUUAGCUGUUAAAUUGUAAAAAUUCAUACAAACGGCUGUUUUACAAGUCUAGCAUGUUCAACUCCCUUUACACCCACGUGGAAACUCCGAAUCACAUUUUCAUUUUAUCCAGUUACUUUUACCAGUUUUUGUAUAAUCGUACAUUGAUUUCCAAUGUUAAUGAAGAUAAUUCUACAAAACGACUGGUGAAUUAGUCUAACAAGCCAUUUUAUUUCCGGGUUCUGCAAUGUGUUGCAUGGAAACACUUUAGCGGCACUCCAUGCACAUGCCCCCCGAUGCGCCCCGGCGCGGCCCUGCCUGGUCUCCGGGCGGCUACGCCGCGCCAGGAGGCUACGAGAAGGGAAGUCCAUGAGCAUUGCGGGGCAUUUUUCGUAAGCUUUUGUGCGCUUUAUUCGAGCUGAAACUGUGGAUCAAUCAUGGGAUUAACAAGUGGAUUACUUUCAGGAAUAAUUUUAUUGACAAUCCUGAAGAACAGAAGCAAAGUGGAUAUUUUUUUGCCUACUAAAGUUUCACUUGGGUUGAUCGGAUUCAAACAUUUUCUCUUUCGUGAGUGAGCUAGCUUAAGCUUGGCGCUGGUUGGCUGAGCUGUGCAGUGCGAAGCACGCCCCGUCCCGAUUCAUCCACACUACAAUCGCAUUGUCAGUGACCAUGGAGAUCAUGGAGAUGGAGUCAUGCAAGACCAAGACGACAAAAUGUUUUUCGAAGUUUAAAGAAUUUUCAAGCGGAAUGGGACUGUGUGACAAUUUUCACAGGAAUCACUCAGACAGAGACUUUAAAGUUUAAUUACAGGCCACAUAGACUAGAGUCUAUAAAGUCUUUACCAUGUUUACAGGGCCAGGCAAGCUCAUGUACCAUGUUUACCACUAAAGUUACUGAAGCCCCUUCCCCUCUGGACAAUUAAAGGUAUUUUCAUGUUCAAUGCAUUCUUUUAUGACUUAUUGAAAAUAUCAAAUGUUGUUUCUUAAUGUGUUUUGCUAUCCAACUCCCAUCCAUGGGACAGCGUUCCGCCGCGCCGCUCCCUCACAAAACCAUAGUACAUGUACCUCCGCGAAAUCUACUGGAUUCUAUCUUCCCAAUGUUGGCAGCUCUGUGUAUAUUGUCACAAUUUCAUUCUGGAUCUGAACUUGUUUGUUGAAUAUCGAUGUAUGCAGUUGUGCAUUGAUUAAACCAAACUCCUGUACAGUA